Molecule: messenger RNA, 4506 nt
Organism: Spirodela intermedia
Lineage: Eukaryota; Viridiplantae; Streptophyta; Magnoliopsida; Alismatales; Araceae
Source: the annotation of a GenBank genome assembly
AUGGUGCGCCUUCCCACGAAACGGUUGAACGGGGAAGCACGUGAAGCGGGCGGAGCACGGACUGUCGACCACGGGAAGGAAGAGAACGCGGCCGCCGGGGAUUUGUCACCGCCGGGGGAUGACAUGGAAGCUGAGGAGGGGGAAGGAAAGUUUGCGGAUCCUCCAUCGAAGAGGAUGUCGCAGCGCCAGGAAGAGAAGGCUGUUAGAGUCUAUGCGGACGGGAUAUACGACGUCUUCCAUUUUGGCCACGCGCGGUCACUGGAACAGGCUAAGAAGCUGUAGGAGUUCAUUUGCCUGGCCUUUUGGUUCUUGAAUAGAGUGGAGAACUCCGGUCAACUUGGAUGUUGAUUUUGUCCAAGCUUAAUUCCUUAAUUACCGGCGGUUUUGAAAUUUGAUUAAUUUCUUUGGCUUAGCUUUUUUCAUCGUUCUACGUGCAUUAUAUUAUUAUUAUUAUUAUUUUACAUUAUUCUUUUUUUUCUCGAUACUCUGUUAAACUCGUUAUCAGGUUCAUUGUUCUACUUUAUUUUUUUUAUUCCUUCAUCGACAUAUUUUACUGGCUAUUUUAGUUAAUAAAAAAUCCAAACACCCUGCAUUUCAUGCUUUUUCAUGAACACACGAACCUAUUUGUAUAUCUUCUCAAAAUUUUGUUUUCAUUUGCCUUGUACUUAACUUUGAUCUCGUUUGUUUGCAUUUAAUUUAAAAAUUAUCUUCAGAGUGAUGAUAUAUCUAUUUUUUUAAAGAGCACGCCACUAUUCGGUUGUAUUUUUUUAAAAUUGAACUGUGCUCAAGAUAUAGCCAAUAACUUGGCGUGCCUGCAGUGUUGAAAUCCGAUAAUAGCGUGACGCUACAAGAUUGAAACUGGCCUUUUAACUAAAUUGUCGAGAAGGAUCAAUUCAGAGAAGGUAUAACAUGGAACCUUUUAUAAUUUGGCUUUGAAUGCAACCGCUCAAAUCAAAAUAGUCCAUGUGCAACACAAAAACUUUCCUAUGAUAAAAUGACGCCAUGACAAACAGAGAAAAUAGUUAAUGCAUCUCUUAUUGGAGAAAAUAAAAGGGUCAUAUGCUUGGAAGGCAGUAAUCAUGGCGGAUACAUGUUCCUCUGUGGUGCACAAUGUGUGGCCUGCCUGGUUGUCUCUGGAAUUCGAAAAUUCAUUGUCAUGAGAAUUCAUAAUUCCAUCCUCACGGGGAUCAUAGUCCAUUAGCCUAUACUACAUACUUCCCUAAGACCUAAAAAAUUCCGCAAAAUUGUUGAAGGAAUCAAUUAAAUACAUUUAUAUUUUUUAUAUAAUAGCAUAUCCACUCCUAUGAAUUUGUUUGUUGAGUUUAUCCAGAACCUAAAUGUGUGUUAAGUUUUGAGCCUCGCAUGAAGGUUCAAGGUCAUUUUCCAAGAGCAUUCCUCUGGGUCACAUCCUUCUUAAGGGUGUUUUAUCUUUAAAAUUUUGGUCAUUUCUCUUCGUUCACGUGCCCCCAAAGGAGUUUUUUUUACUUAGCUCCAUUGUCCUCGUUAGAAUCUGAAAGCUAAUUCUUCUCUUUUCGACCACACAUGUAAGCAGAUAUCCUCUGGAUAUAUCUGAAUGCACUAUUUCUUCAGUUUUUUUCCUGUUAAUCUGAUUCUGGAGAAUAACCUUAUAUGCAUAUUUUUUUCAGGUUCCCCAAUACAUAUUUGCUUGUUGGAUGCUGCAAUGAUGAAGUCACUAACAGGUACAAAGGGAAAACUGUCAUGAACGAAGCUGAGCGCUACGAGUCACUCCGUCACUGCAGGUAUCGAAUGCUACCCUUUUUUUCAUAGGAAGUCACAUUGCUUUUUGUUUAGUCUCUUCCUUUUUUUCCCUCAGAGCUAUGCAAACAGUAACGUACAACUUCCAUGAAACAGCGAAACUCGGUAUUGAAUAGAAAUGUGACAUCAACGUAGAGUGAGAACUAUUUCCCUAAUCUGCACCAAGAUAUUGCACUUUCCAUGACUUACACCCUCCAGCCAAAACAUGCUAAUUUCUGGGUUAGCAAGGUCGACGACCUUAUUUCCACAAACGUCAUAGUCAAACCAUAAAUCAAUAUCAAUGAACGCUUUUGUCAGUGGGUUCUGCUGAGUGAGAGAUGAUCCACCUCUAAGGCUGCGUCGAGUGAAGCAAAUAUGAGCAGAAAAAAUAUAUCAGAAAGAGUAAACUGUAAAAUAACUUUGGAUAUUUGAAUUCGCGUAAAACAUGGAAAUUUUCAGUUAAUGGGCACCAUGUUUGUGAACAUUUCAAGACCUGGUACCCAUUUACUGUCCUGAAAAAGUUGCCACGCUAAGGUUCGGUUGAACCAGUAAUCAUAAUCUGUAUAAUUCAAUAUUUUGAUUAUAUCCUUCAAUUCUAUAUCCAGAAAGCGACCUUUAGGAGAAAGUAUCCAGUACAAUGGAGAGAAUGCCACCAUUUCUUGGGUUAAAGCCUCUGUAGUCUGCUCUAUCGCUAGUCCUCAGUGUGGAAAAUACAGCAUCCCAACUCAUUCCACAGAAGAUCUGAAUACGUUGCUCUUUCAGAGAUCAGCAUAGUGAAGCCAGAAGGGAAAGAAAACGAAUUUUAGAACUGAGGAAGUGCUAUGACUUCAGAGCAAAGGGAGAGGAAGGGGAUCUUGGAAAUAUAAGCACGCCCCAAGCAGCAGGGAAUCCCGUACUAUCCUCUCUCAAAUAUGUGAACAAUACAAAAUUAUUUUUCGAAACAACGUCUUCGUUCCAUUCCUACAUCGAAUAUCAACUUUCAGAAUUAUUUUUUUCUUUAUUUUUAAUCUUCUUGAUUUUUUCUUUACAUGACUAUUUGCUCUUAUUGCUACAGAAACCAGCUCUUGGAUAACUCGUGAGUCUUUUUGGUUUUUCCGCUUGCAACUUCUUCAUCCUCUGCCAGUGAGAUUUUGUCUCUUGGAUAAUUCUUUCAAUCGGAUCAGUCCUCAAAUCUGACCCCUUAUCUUAGAAGAAAACGUGGGAGAGAAAAAAAAAAAAAAAAAAACGCGCAGAUUUCUUUUGUAUCUAUAAACCAUUUCAUUCAAAACUUUCAUCAGCUUUCUCUGUGUGCCAUUCUGGUAUCCUUGUCUUGCAAUCUUUCCUGUAAAGGAAAGAACAGUCGUUGUCUCUGCGCGCGGGGAGCUAUUUCUUGUGAAAAUAUUUUAUUUUUUUUGCAUUUAUCGGAUUAAAUAUAAGUAGAUUUCUUGUUUGAUAAUCUGUUUGUGUCGCUAUCUUGUUUCACUCGUGUGAAUUGAGAACUUCUUGUAGCUCUUCGGAGCUGAUAACAUUGGUUACACAAAUCGCCAUAGAUGGGUCGACGAAGUGGUUCCAGACGCUCCAUGGGUGAUCACGCAGGAGUUCCUCGAGGAGCACAGAAUAGACUACGUGGCUCACGACUCACUUCCGUAAGAUCAAUCAUCAGAGAUAAUACUCUUUUUCAUAGUUUCUCCGCUAAAUUGCUCAUCUAUAUAAAGCGGACGCAUUGAAGUGAAGGGGGGGGGUGGGGUUUGACUUCGUGUCAGACAAGAACGUUUCUUGUUGACUGACGUGUGAUCUGGUCAAUGCAGGUACGCAGACGCGAGUGGAGCCGGGAAGGACGUAUACGAAUUCGUCGGUCAACUGAAUCUUCUGACCCUUUCUGAUUAGCUUUCUGAGCUCUCGUCGUAGCUGAUCACCGCCCGGCCCUGCCUUCCUGCUUGCAGGUGAAGGCCGCCGGGAAGUUCAAGGAGACGAAGCGGACGGAGGGUAUCUCCACCUCCGACAUUAUCAUGAGGAUUCUCAGGGACUACAACCAGUACGUGAUGCGUAACCUGGCCCGCGGCUACUCCCGAAAGGACCUCGGCGUCAGCUACGUGAAGGCAUGAGAGCUCCUCCCCUUCAGAAAUCGAUCUGCCACCCCAUGAGCGGACGCUGGCUGACUUUCUUCCUUGUCUUCAUUUCAGGAGAAGCAGCUGAGGGUGAAGAUGGGAAUAACCUGGUGGCGCCAGACAGUGAGGGAGCAUCGGGAGAAGGUGGGCAAGAAGGUUCGUAUUAGCUCAGCCCAUCAAAAUAUUUAGAAAAAAAAAUACAGCGUCUGAUCAAUCUAAAGUGAGAUUCCAUCUCUUUGUCGAUGAUCUCCAUUCAGUCCGUAAAUGGUGCUUUUAGCUACCCCCAUAUGAGUCCUGAGGGUUAGAGAGAGAGAGAGAGAGAGAAAAGACUGAGCCGUAGUCAGCCGGCACGUUGACAUCCUUUUCUGCAGUUGCACACUGUGGCCAAGACCGCCGGGAUGCACCACGACGAGUGGGUGGAGAACGCCGACCGUUGGGUCGCCGGCUUCCUCGAGAAGUUCGAGGAAGGCUGCCACAUUAUGGUAACUUGAUUCUUUCUCUCUCCCCCCCGCCUCUCUCUCUCUCUCUCUCUCUCGUAUGGCCCACAGAGAGAUCCUUCUUCAUGUGACAGGAAAUCGCUAUCAGAGAUCGGAUCCAGGAGCACCUGAAGAAGCAGCAGCUGAGACCGCUCUCCGGCUGGAUGUCGGAGACGGUCUCCUUUUGA